Dissoconium aciculare CBS 342.82 is the source of this 801-nucleotide messenger RNA. RefSeq lists its product as uncharacterized. The coding region runs from base 1 to 801 and encodes 266 amino acids. The transcript is spliced from 4 exons. Gene Ontology annotation, biological process: protein folding in endoplasmic reticulum. Lineage: Eukaryota; Fungi; Ascomycota; Dothideomycetes; Mycosphaerellales; Dissoconiaceae. Gene Ontology annotation, cellular component: EMC complex; membrane. The record is from RefSeq and is a predicted model, not a curated record.
AUGGCUGGCUUGGUGGAACAGCAGAUCCAUCGGGAUCCUGCACUCUUCUACUGGAUCCUGCUGCCGAUCACCGUGGUGAUGAUCCUCACCGGCAUCCUGCGACACUACCUUAGCACCCUGCUGCAAGUCACGCCGAAGAGACAGGCGAUCGAAAAGACCCGCGAACGGAACUGGCUCCUCCGCGGCCAGAACCUCCGCAACAACCACGCACAAGUCUCCAAAGCCGCCUUCGAGAGGCGGAAGGACUACUUCAUCGAUGGCGCGAGGGAGGGGAAGUUCCUGGCGGACCCGGAGAACCGCGGGAAACCCAAGGGCAACCCGAUGUCGGACCCGGCGAUGAUGGAGGGCAUGAUGGGCAUGAUGAAGGGGCAGGUCGCGACCAUGGUCCCGCAGACUCUGAUCAUGGGCUGGAUCAACGCGUUCUUCUCGGGAUAUGUCAUCAGUACGGUCUAUCGGGUGAAACUUCCGUUCCCGCUCACGCCGCAGUUCAAGCAGAUGUUACAGGCGGGCGUCGGCACCCGUGACCUGGACGUGCGAUGGGUGUCGAGCCUGAGCUGGUACUUCCUGACCCUGUUCGGUCUGCAACCCGUGUACAACUUCAUCCUCGGGAGCAACAACGGUAAGACCCCCGCCACCCAACAGAUGGCCCAAGGGCAAAUGCCCGCCAACCCCAUGGCCGGGCAAGAAGACAUCGACAAGAUCUUCGCCAGCGAGGCCGAGAACCUGGAGGUCAUCGAGCACUGGUAUAUUCUGGACGGCGUAGAAGAUAGAUUACUCGCCAGGCUCGGGAACGGUUCAUAG